This is a messenger RNA of Raphanus sativus (radish), 1727 nucleotides long. Its product is annotated as protein disulfide-isomerase 5-3-like. Gene Ontology annotation, cellular component: COPII-coated ER to Golgi transport vesicle; endoplasmic reticulum. Bases 135 to 1685 code for a protein of 516 amino acids. The record is from RefSeq and is a predicted model, not a curated record. Lineage: Eukaryota; Viridiplantae; Streptophyta; Magnoliopsida; Brassicales; Brassicaceae. The transcript is spliced from 13 exons.
CCUAGGUUGACCGAAAAACAAAAACGUUCUAAUGAAAAAGGUCAAAAGAUUUGAAACGCAAAGGUUUCCUUGAACUUCACGCCACGGUGAAUCACUGAUCCCAUCACUAGAUCUCUCUCUUCUCCGCAGCAGCUAUGAUUUCACCCACCAAAAUCAAAUCCGUUGAUUUCUACAGGAAAAUACCGAGAGAUUUGUCAGAGGCAUCUCUCUCAGGUGCUGGCUUAUCCAUCGUAGCUGCUCUCAUUAUGAUGCUUCUCUUUGGAAUGGAGCUGAGUAGUUAUUUGGAAGUCACCACUACAACUGCUGUCGUUGUUGACAACAGCUCUGAUGGGGACUUCUUACGCAUUGAUUUCAACAUCAGUUUUCCUGCCCUUUCAUGUGAAUUUGCAUCCCUUGAUGUGAAUGACGUGUUAGGAACAAACAGGUUGAAUAUAACAAAAACUGUUCGGAAAUUUCCAAUCGAUCCGCAUUUAAAGGCCACAGGUGGAGAGUUUCACUCUGGCAUUGCAUCACAUCACAUCAACCAUGGAGAAGAAAUUAAGCAAGAGUUUCCUGAUGGUGCCACACCAUUAACCAAUGGUGGUUUUGACUUAUUGUCACAACACUUUCCGUUAUUGAUUGUUAACUUUAAUGCACCAUGGUGUUACUGGAGUAAUCGUCUGAAACCGUCUUGGGAGAAAGCAGGUACCAUCAUAAAACAGAGAUAUGAUCCUGACACUGAUGGGCGUGUUCUUCUAGGAAGUGUUGAUUGCACAGAAGAACCUGCGCUAUGUAGGAGGAACCAUAUACAAGGCUAUCCAUCUAUUCGGAUUUUCCGCAAAGGCAGUGACCUUAAAGAGGACCAUGGACACCACGAACAUGAAUCUUACUAUGGAGAUCGGGACACAGACAGUAUAGUUAAGAUGGUGGAUGAACUGGUAGCACCAAUCCACCCGGAGACACACAAGCUAGCUUUGGAUUGGAGUAUAUCCAAUGACACAGCAAAACGUCUUGAAAAGGCACCAGUUACAGGAGGUUGUAGAGUUGAAGGCUAUGUGCUUGUAAACAAGGUUCGAGGAAACCUCGUUAUCUCAGCUCAUUCAGGAGCUCACUCGUUCGACUCUUCUCAGAUGAACAUGUCGCAUGUGGUUAACCAUCUUUCAUUUGGGAGGCUGAUUGAUCCUACGUUGAUGACCGAUGUGAAGCGGUUGAUGCCAUAUCUUGGCUAUAGCCAUGAAAAGCUGGAUGAAAAAUCAUUCAUAAACCAUCACGAGUUUGGUGCCAAUGUUACUAUCGAACACUACCUACAAAUAGUGAAAACAGAGGUUAUUACAAGAAGAUACGGUCAAGAACAUUCAUUGAUCGAGGAAUAUGAAUACACCGCUCACAGCAGCAUAGCUCAGACUUACUACUUACCCGUUGCAAAGUUUCACUUAGAACUCUCUCCCAUGCAGAUUGUAAUAACUGAAAAUCCAAAGUCCUUCUCACACUUCAUCACAAAUCUUUGCGCCAUCAUUGGUGGUGUUUUCACGGUUAGCAUAUAUAUUCUCAGUCAAAUCUUGCUUCUUUUAUACUCUUAUGAACACUCCAUGGUGGUUUCAGAUUCUGUCUGUGGAUUUAUUUUUCAGGUUGCAGGAAUAAUAGAUUCGGUUUUACACAAUACAAUAAGACUGAUAAAGAAGGUUGAACUUGGGAAAAACUUUUGAUUGGCUGCUGGAGGUUAGAGUUUACCAUUAAUCUAUAGAACC